Molecule: messenger RNA, 4057 nt
Organism: Erythranthe guttata (spotted monkey flower)
Lineage: Eukaryota; Viridiplantae; Streptophyta; Magnoliopsida; Lamiales; Phrymaceae
Product: SH3 domain-containing protein
Molecular function (GO): protein binding
Source: RefSeq, a predicted model, not a curated record
AAAUUUUCCACUUCUUCAAAGUUCAAAAAAGCUAGAGAGAGAAAGAGGGAGAAGAGAGAGAGAGAGAGGUCACUCGAACAACAAUUCGAUCACUUUCAUCUGCUCACCUACGGAGGUUUUUUCAAUUCCUCGAAGCCAUUGAAGAAUGGCGGAGUCGUCGGGAACGACGCUCAUGGAUCUGAUAACGUCGGACGGUUCGUCGUCGAAGCCUCCCUCAGCGUCGUCGACUACGGCCGCGCCGCCCAUUGAUUCGGGGGCAAAUAUAAUGGCGCCGGGGCCACCGGUGCCGAUGACGGUGGAGCGGAGGUCGAAGAAGGGGACUCUGAUGCAGAUCCAGAGUGACACUAUCUCUGCUGCAAAGGCAGCUUUUAACCCUGUCCGAGCCAACAUUAUGCCUCAGAAGCAGAGGAAGAAGCAGCCCGUGUCUUAUGCUCAACUCGCGAGGAGUAUUCAUGAGCUAGCAGCCUCGUCUGAUCAAAAAAGUUCACAGAGGCAAUUGGUGCACCAUGUAUUUCCAAAGCUCGCUGUAUACAACUCUGUUGACCCGUCUUUGGCCCCGUCACUCUUGAUGCUUGACCAGCAGUGUGAGGAUAGGACCGUACUGCGUUAUGUUUAUUACUACUUGGCAAGAAUUUUAUCAGAUUCUGGUUCACAAGGCUUAAACCCAGGUGGUGGGAUACCGACUCCAAAUUGGGACGCUUUGGCCGACAUAGAUGCAGGUGGAGGUGUGACGAGAGCUGAUGUUGUUCCUCGAGUAGUAGAUCGGUUAAGUUCAGAGGCUUUAAAUGAAGAAGUGGAAUUUCAUCCACGGAGACUGCAAGCGUUAAAGGCUCUUACAUAUGCACCUUCUAGCAACUUAGAAAUUUUGUCGAAGUUGUACGAGAUCGUAUUCAGCAUUCUGGAUAAGGUUGCUGAACCACAGAAGCGUAAGAAGGGCAUAUUUGGAACAAAGGGAGGUGAUAAGGAGUCUAUCAUCCGGGGCAAUUUGCAAUAUGCAGCCUUAAGUGCUUUGAGAAGACUCCCUUUAGAUCCAGGAAAUCCUGCAUUUCUUCACCGUGCUGUACAAGGUGUUUUGUUCUCUGAUCCUGUAGCAGUGAGGCAUUCUUUGGAAAUUCUAUCCGAGUUGGCCACAAAAGAUCCCUAUGCAGUAGCCAUGGCAUUAGGAAAGCACGUGCAACCUGGUGGGGCCCUGCAGGAUGUUCUCCAUUUGCAUGACGUCCUCGCUAGAAUUGCACUUGCUAAGUUGUGCCAUACAGUAUCCAGAGCUCGAGCAUUAGACGAACGUCCAGAUGUCAAGUCUCAGUUUAAUUCUGUUCUCUAUCAACUUCUGUUGGAUCCCAGUGAAAGAGUUUGUUUUGAGGCUAUACUCUGUGUACUGGGUAAAUUUGAUCAUAUGGAGAGGAGUGAGGAAAGAGCUGCUGGCUGGUAUCGUUUGAGUAGAGAAAUUCUCAAGCUUCCAGAUUCACCUUCUGUAAAGGACUUGAGUUCUGAAGAAAAAGAUGCAGUUCCGCCAAAAGCCUCCAAAGAUAAAUCUUCAAAGAUAAGGCGCCCACAACCACUAAUCAAACUUGUCAUGCGCAGGUUGGAGAGUUCUUUCCGAAGUUUCUCACGGCCUGUAUUACAUGCAGCGGCAAGGGUUGUACAGGAGAUGGGAAAAAGUCGUGCUGCUGCUUUUGCAUUAGGUUUACAGGAUAUUGACGAAGCAGCUGAAGUUAAUACUUUUUCUGAAAAAAAUGACUCAUACGAUCCAGAUAUAAAUCCAACAGCGCCAUCUGAAGGUAUUCGUAGAGUUCCCUCAAUAUCUAGUGGGAUGGGUUCGAAGGAUACAGUUGCAAGUUUGUUGGCUUCACUAAUGGAGGUUGUUCGAACAACUGUUGCAUGUGAAUGUGUUUAUGUGCGUGCAAUGGUGAUUAAAGCGCUGAUAUGGAUGCAAAGUCCACAUGAUUCUUUCGAUGAACUGGAGUCCAUCAUUGCAUCAGAACUGUCUGAUCCAUCUUGGCCAGCAACUUUAUUGAACGAUAUAUUGCUCACAUUGCAUGCUCGUUUCAAGGCUACACCAGAUAUGGCAGUCACUCUUCUUGAGAUUGCUAGAGUAUUUGCUACUAAAGUUCCAGGAAAGAUUGAUGCUGAUGUGCUUCAACUUCUGUGGAAAACUUGUUUGGUUGGAGCUGGACCUGAUGGAAAACACACAGCUCUGGAAGCUGUAACAAUAGUUCUGGAUCUGCCACCCCCUCAACCUGGCUCAAUCUCGGGACUGACCUCAAUUGAUAAGGUAUCUGCAUCUGAUCCAAAGUCAGCGCUUGCUUUGCAGAGAUUGGUUCAAGCAGCAGUUUGGUUCCUUGGAGAAAAUGCAAAUUAUGCUGCUUCUGAGUAUGCUUGGGAGUCCGCAACCCCACCUGGCACUGCAUUAAUGAUGUUGGAUGCAGACAAAAUGGUUGCUGCUGCCAGCUCACGUAAUCCUACACUAGCUGGUGCUCUGACUCGACUCCAAAGGUGUGCUUUCAGUGGUAGCUGGGAGAUUCGUAUCAUUGCCGCUCAAGCUCUUACAACAAUGGCAAUUAGAUCUGGUGAGCCUUAUAGGCUACAGAUCUAUGAAUUUUUGCAUACUUUGGCUCAAGGUGGUGUACAGUCUCAGUUUUCAGAUAUGCAUACUAGUAAUGGUGAAGAUCAGGGAGCAAGUGGAACAGGCCUUGGAUCUUUAAUAAGUCCUAUGUUGAAAGUCCUAGAUGAAAUGUAUAGUGCACAAGAUGAACUCAUAAAGGAGAUGCGCAAUCAUGACAAUGCCAAAAAGGAAUGGACAGAUGAGGAACUAAAAAAGCUCUAUGAGACUCAUGAGAGGCUGUUAGAUCUUGUCUCACUCUUUUGUUAUGUUCCAAGAGCAAAAUAUCUACCUUUAGGGCCAACAAGUGCUAAACUCAUUGACAUCUAUCGUACUCGGCAUAACAUAAGUGCAUCAACGGGCCUCAAUGAUCCUGCCGUUGCCACAGGGAUCUCUGACCUUAUGUAUGAAACUUCCAAAUCAAGGGUUUCUGAUCUUAUUUAUGAAACUACCAAAACCAAGUCUGCUGAGCCAGAUGAUCUUGAUGAUGACCUUGUUAACUUUUGGGCUGCAAAUCUUGGCGAUGAUGGUGCACCUGCCAUGAACAGGGUCAAUGAAUUUCUAGCUGGUGCUGGUACCGAUGCCCCUGAUGUUGAGGAAGAGAACAUUAUUUCCAGACCUUCUAUGAGUUACGAUGAUAUGUGGGCAAAGACUCUCUUGGAAACAACAGAAAUGGAGGAAUAUGAUGCCAGAUCAUCUGGGUCUUCAUCCCCAGAUUCAAUUGGAUCCGUUGAGACAUCCAUAUCCUCCCACUUUGGGGGAAUGAAUUAUCCAUCGUUGUUCAGUUCAAAACCAUCUUCAAAUGUCUCCUCACAAUCCAAGGAAAGGCAAAGUGGAAGUAGAUAUAGUGCAUAUGAGGCUCCUGGUUCCCCGAUAAGGGAAGAACCUCCUCCAUAUUCAUCACCUGAUCAUCAAAGAUACGAGUCCUUCGAAAAUCCCUUAGCUGGCUCUGGUUCCCAAAGUUUUGAAGAAAGACGGCCCUCUUCAAGCAAUCCACAGUUUGGGUCGGCACUUUAUGACUUCACUGCUGGUGGCGAUGAUGAGCUAAAUCUCACGGCUGGUGAAGAACUUGAAAUUGAGGACGAAGUAGAUGGCUGGUUUUAUGUGAAGAAGAAACGACCAGGAAGAGAUGGGAAGAUGGCAGGGCUGGUUCCUGUGCUGUAUGUUAGUACAUCUUGAUGCUGACAAAGGCGGUCGGUCUUGCAUAUAAAACCUUAAAGUACACAAACCAACUCUGCUAUUACAGAUUGUUGGAACAAUACAUAGGGGGGGGUAAAGUCUGAUUUACUGUGUGUCUGUCUGUAUGUGUGUUUAUUAUCAGCGUAGAUCACUUUAACAUCUAAAGGAGUAUAGCUGAGGCGUUCAACGGGUACGUCCAUUUACCGUUAUUUAUUGCAUAGUCACAUCCCGUUGGUUUGACUUUUGACUCUGCUCUAUUUUGUAUUGUAUUUUUUUGUU